Messenger RNA from Aspergillus steynii IBT 23096, 529 nucleotides. Its product is annotated as protein MMF1, mitochondrial precursor. Gene Ontology annotation, molecular function: deaminase activity. The transcript is spliced from 4 exons. The coding region runs from base 30 to 407 and encodes 125 amino acids. Lineage: Eukaryota; Fungi; Ascomycota; Eurotiomycetes; Eurotiales; Aspergillaceae. The record is from RefSeq and is a predicted model, not a curated record. Gene Ontology annotation, cellular component: cytosol; mitochondrion.
GUCACCAUUUCUCAACCCAAUCCAUCGCAAUGUCUGCCAUCACCAACGUCACUGCUGCCGGCGCCUGCCCUCCUGCCGGUCCCUACUCCCAGGCUGUCCGCGCCAACGGCCAGGUCUUCGUCUCCGGCCAGAUCCCCGCCGACGCCUCCGGAAACCUCGUCUCCGGCAACAUCGGCGAUCUGACCCAGGCCUGCUGCAACAACAUCAAGGCCAUCGUCGAGGCCGCCGCCUCCAGCGUCAACAAGAUCGUGAAGGUCAAUGUCUUCCUUACUGAUAUGGCCAACUUCGCUGAGAUGAACGCUACCUACGAGAAGUUCUUCACCCACAAGCCCGCCCGCAGCUGCGUUGCUGUCGCUCAGCUGCCCAAGGGUGUGCCCGUUGAGAUUGAGUGCAUUGCCCUGGAGUAAAGGGUUGUUGUGUUUGAAAUAAACAAAAGAAUUGACUAUAUAUCUGUGAAUCGAAUGAGCAAAUGCAUGUUUAACUGUUUAUUAUCGGUUGGAAGAAAUAGCAGUCGUGAGCGAUGUCGAAG